Molecule: messenger RNA, 2652 nt
Organism: Plectropomus leopardus (leopard coralgrouper)
Lineage: Eukaryota; Metazoa; Chordata; Actinopteri; Perciformes; Serranidae
Gene: syt7b
Product: synaptotagmin VIIb
Biological process (GO): calcium ion-regulated exocytosis of neurotransmitter; vesicle fusion
Cellular component (GO): axon; synaptic vesicle; plasma membrane
Molecular function (GO): calcium-dependent phospholipid binding; clathrin binding; calcium ion binding
Source: RefSeq, a predicted model, not a curated record
AUGCAUCUCAACAGAGAAGAAGAUAACAGCAAAGGCUCAGUGUCUCUCAGUGUAUUCCUGGUGUCUGUUGCAUCUGUAGUAUGUGCGGUUUGGCUGGUAGCUCUGUGUGGCGUCUGUACCUGGUGUCAACGUAAACUGGGGAAGAGGAAUAAGCCUGGGGUGGAAGCUGCCAGCUCUCCAGAUUCUGUGAGAGGUCGAGGGGAAAAUAAAGCCAUCAACCACAGUGAUCUAGACAGAGACUUUUGGAAUAACAAUGACAGCAGCAACGUGCAACAGAGGUGGAGCUCCUACCCGCCCAAGGAGUUCCUCUUAAACAUGUCUCCCUAUGCUCCCUACGGAGACCCUCGCCUCACGCCCAAUUUUGGCGACGCUUCCCUCUCAUCCGCCUCCACCCUGGAGCACAUCCCGUCCUCAGCCGUGGCGCGCCCUCGGCCCCUGGUCCGGCAACAGAGCCUCCAACAGCCCCUCACUCACCAGCCUCCUCCGGGCCCUAACGACCCCCCAGUCACCUCACAGAGCCUGGGCCAGCUGCACACAGGCCCAGGCGGCGGGGGCCACCGUGGGGGCCCGCGGGGGGUCCGGGGGAGUCCGGCUGGAGCCUCCCGGUACAGAGGAACAGGGGCAGGCCGGUCAAGGUCAAAUCCUGGCAGCUGGGAUCACAUGAUGGAGCAGAUUCGCAACCGAGGGCUGGACGUCAAGUCGUUCUUUGAGGGGAAGAUGGUUGUUCUGUCUCUAGCAAUCGGGCUGGCUGAACAGGAUGACUUUGCCAACCUCCCAGAUCUACAGGAAGCUCCGGCAAGCAAAGAGAACGAAACCACACCAGAAAAGAGGACUCCAGGUAACAAACCAGGCAGCAGCCCAAGAGGUCAGACCCCAGACGAGACCGGACGCCGCCACGAUGCCAACUCCUCGGUUUCUGACUUGGCCAACUCCGUCACCAGUGACAUGCUCAUGCUGUCUCCAGGUUCGGAGGAAGACGACCACGAGGGUCCGGUGUGUGAGAAACUGGGUCGUAUUCAGUUCAGCGUCGGCUACAGUUUUCAGGACUCCACCCUCACUGUCAAAAUUCUCAAGGGCCAGGAUUUGCCUGCGAAGGACUUUUCCGGCACCUCUGAUCCGUUUGUCAAACUCUACCUGCUGCCAGACAAGAAGCACAAACUGGAGACCAAAGUCAAGAGGAAGAACCUGAACCCCCACUGGAACGAGACCUUCCUGUUUGAAGGGUUCCCCUAUGAGAAGGUGGUCCAGAGGACCCUAUACCUGCAGGUCCUCGACUAUGACCGCUUCAGCAGGAAUGACCCCAUAGGAGAGGUGUCCAUCCCCCUCAACAAACUGGAUCUGGCCAACAUGCAGACUUUCUGGAAGGAGCUGAAACCAUGUAGCGAUGGCAGCGGGAGUCGAGGGGAUCUGCUGGUGUCUCUGUGCUACAACCCCACAGCCAACACCAUCACUGUGAGCAUCAUCAAAGCCCGCAACCUCAAAGCCAUGGACAUUGGAGGCACUUCUGACCCCUAUGUAAAAGUGUGGUUGAUGCACAAGGACAAGCGUGUGGAGAAGAAGAAGACGGUGGUAAUGAAGCGCUGUCUGAAUCCUGUUUUCAACGAGUCCUUCCCCUUUGACGUGCCUGCCCACGUGCUGAGGGAGACCACCAUAAUUAUCACUGUCAUGGACAAGGACAGGCUCAGUCGCAAUGAUGUCAUUGGAAAGAUUUAUCUCUCGUGGAAGAGUGGCCCCGCAGAGGUAAAACACUGGAAAGACAUGAUGGGUCGUCCUCGUAAUGCCGUGGCCCAGUGGCAUGCUCUCAAGGCCUGAGAGACCCAGCGACCAACCUGCCUACAGUGUUUUUCCCCUCCAAAUUCAGCAUCUCAGCCCCCUGCCCUCAGCACAUAUCUUUCCCCUCUACUCCCUAACUGCAGUCUUGCUCUGCAGACAAUGUGUGUCAUCUCUUUGUUCUCAGGCCUCUUUGAUAUCCUCCGCCCUCGGUCCUCGUGACACCAUCCUUAAAUUUCACCCUUGUCAAGCUCCGAUUCCCACCUGACCGCCGUCUCAUCUAUUUGUCUGAACUUAAAAACGUCUUUGAUGUCUUGACUCACUUCCUCAGUGUGACCUCUUUCUAUAAGAUUUCUUUCUUUCUUUUUUUUAAAGACACUCCUCAGUUUUGUUUUGUUUUUUUUGACGACCAUUCCCAGUGUUUAACAUCAGAGCAGUACGUCUUGCCACCCAUGAACCCAAACUACCAACCAAAAAUGGAUCAAACUGAUAUCUUUAGUGUCGGCAAGACGGGCUGCGUUCGGACACCUGAGUGUGAAUGGCACUGACCUGUGCAACCCAUUUGUCACCCACGUGUGGUGUUGCAGUGAGGAAUCUUCCACUCUGCUCGUCGCCUCUUCGUUCGAGUCCUCUUCCGUUACUGUCACUGUCCCUCCAUAUCCUUAAAACGCCUGAAAAAUCAGGAAAUCCAACUUAGGCAAUGGAAGAGUGAUGGGCUGUAUUUAAAGUGGAAUUGGACUGGAAUUGGACUCUGUCACUCAUGUUUGAUCUUUUUCACUCUUUCUCUGGCGCCACUGUAAUAAUUCUCCCUUGGCUGGAACCCUUCGUUGUCUGUGCGUGCUGUGGGUGAUGUGCUGUAACCCCAAAUGAAGUUCAACAAGA